Molecule: messenger RNA, 1296 nt
Organism: Nestor notabilis (Kea)
Lineage: Eukaryota; Metazoa; Chordata; Aves; Psittaciformes; Psittacidae
Product: myosin-binding protein H-like
Molecular function (GO): protein binding
Source: RefSeq, a predicted model, not a curated record
CCUGGAGAAGGUUCCCCGAGUGCUCCAGCUGAACCCCAAGCCCCUGAAUCUGAGCCUCAGAAGUCAAAGGGAGCGCCGCCCAGCUCCCCCUUGGCCUUGGCUGUGGAAGAAGUGAGUGAAAACUCCAUUACGCUGACCUGGAAAGCCCCGGAGGAGACAGGCCGGUCACACCUGGAUGGAUACGUGGUGGAGAUCUGCAAAGAUGGAAGUGCGGACUGGACAGCUGUGAACGAGGAGCCUUUUCUUUCCACCCGCUACACGGUCCAGGACCUUGGCUCCGGUGACAAGAUCCAUGUACGGGUGAAGGCUGUCAGUGCCUGCGGUGCCAGUGUCCCGGCUACCCUGGAGCAGCCUGUGCUCAUCAGAGAGAUCCUCCAGCUCCCAAAGAUCCGCAUGCCCCGUCACCUGCGGGAGACCUACGUCAGGCACGUUGGGGAUGCUGUGAACAUGAUGAUCCCUUUCCAGGGAAAGCCGCAGCCCGAGGUGCUCUGGACCAAGGGUGGCCAGCCCCUGGACAGCAGCCGCGUCGUCAUACGCAACACCAGAGACACCAUCUUCUACAUCCGCGAGGCGCAGCGCGGCGACUCGGGCAAGUACGAGCUCACCGUGAGGAUAAACGGAGCGGAGGACAAGGCCACCCUGGACAUCCGAGUGAUUGAGCUGCCGGGGCCCCCCCAGAACCUGAAGCUGGUGGAUGUGUGGGGCUUUAAUGUGGCCCUGGAGUGGGCCCCUCCAGUGGACAACGGGAACUCUGAGAUCAAGGGCUACAUAGUGCAGAAAUCGGACAAGAAGAGCGGGAAGUGGUUCACGGCGCUGGAGCGCUGCACCCGCACGAGCUGCACCAUCUCCGACCUCAUCAUCGGCAACACCUACAGCUUCCGCGUGUUCGCUGAGAACGCCUGCGGGCUGAGCGAGAAGGCGGCUGUCACCGCCGCGGUGGCCGACAUCAAGAAGACAAAAACUGCUUACCAGCCAGAGAAGAUCCCCCAACGGGACAUGAUGGAGCCUCCAAAGUUCACCCAGCCCCUGACAGACCGAAUCACCACCCGGGGCUACAACACACAUCUCAUCUGCUGCGUCCGGGGCUUCCCCCAGCCCAAAAUCAUCUGGAUGAAAAAUCAGAUGGAGAUACGGGAAGACCCCAAAUACAUAGCGAUGAUCGAGCAGGGCGUCUGCUCCCUGGAGAUCCGCAAGCCCAGCCCCUUCGAUGGGGGCAUCUACACCUGCAAAGCUGUAAACGCCCUGGGGGAAGCCUCAGUAGACUGCAAACUUGAUGUGAAAAGUAAGAUUGGCUGA